This is a messenger RNA of Phalacrocorax carbo (great cormorant), 2925 nucleotides long. The record is from RefSeq and is a predicted model, not a curated record. Lineage: Eukaryota; Metazoa; Chordata; Aves; Suliformes; Phalacrocoracidae.
CACGAGCACAAAAGCAACCCCAAGCGCCGUGUGACGGCGCACGGAGGAGCCUCCCGUGAAAACAGGCUGCGGCGAGGCCCCGGCAGCGGGGCUGCGGGGCUUGCGGGGCUCCCCGCGCGGCGCCGGCAGCGGGGCCGGGAGCGGGAGCGGGGCCGAGGCGGCGGCGGCGCUGCCCUUUUGGAUGCCUCCCGCAGCUCGGAGUGCUGGCAGGGCGCUGGGAGCGCCAGUGAAUGUAGCCCCGCAGAGCCAAUGAGCUGGGACCGGAUGCGAUAUAUCCUCUGGGACAACAACUGCUCUGUUCCUCCUCAGAUCCACAUGACGCCAUUUACUGCUGCUUUUGCAGAGAGAUCACCCUACCUCCUCCGGAAAGAAAAAGAGAGAGAGAGGGAGAGAGCGAGCGAGCAGAAAAACGCCGAGCCCCUACAGCUCAGAUCUCAAAUCUUCCUCCUCCUCCUCCAAACACACAACAACAACCACCACCACAAAUCCGCUGCGCUCCCAAAACAGCCCCCCCCCCCUCCCCGAUCGCAAACCACAGAGCUGCCUGCAACACACACACGCUCGCAGAGGGAGCGAGAAAGCUAGAGGGAGAGAGGGGAGAGGAGCUUGCAGCAAGCAGCUUCUCAGCAGAACGGCUACAUUGCACAAGCUGCUGCUUUUUUGGAGGAGCUCAGUGGAAGAAAGCUUUGGGAUUUUAUUUUAGAUCCACUUUAUUUUGUUUUCUUUGGCUUUGCCUUUCCUCUUGAUCAUUUGCAACAACAACAAAAAAAGUGACUUGGUAUUGGCGAUUCGGCCUCCUGUUCAUUGAGGAAAAAAAAAAAAAAAAGGAAAGUGUGUGUGUGAGAGACUGAGUGAUUUCUUUUUAGGAGCAAAGGAAACCCACCCCGAUCCGGAGAGGUGUUUUUAUUAUUAUUAUUAUUAUUAUUAUAGUAUAUACGCGCACACACGUAUUUAUAAUCGAUUUGGGGAGAGGGACCUAACUUUGCUCUGGACUUUUUUACAUGGUGAUCAUUCCUACUCUCAUUUGCAAGCUGGACUAAAGCAGGGUUUGGAAAAGAAUUUUUUUUUGCUUUAGGGCUGGAUUUAUUUGCAAACCGCAGGAAGAAGAAAAUACAAGAGAGAGAGGGGUUUGGUGCAGCGCCGCGAUCACGGAUUUCAGAUGUGUUCUAAGCCUGCCGGGGUGAGCACGCUUCCGGGCACUGAUGGAGACGAGAGCUCAGCACGGCAGCGGGUCGCAGGCCUUGCUACAGGCUCGGCGUGACAGUGGGAGACCGCACGGGGAGCCCGACCUGCGGGAUGUCCUGACGCAGCAGGUUCACGUCUUGUCGCUGGACCAGAUCAGAGCCAUCCGAAACACGAAUGAGUACACGGAGGGACCUAUGGUGGCUCCACGGCCGGGGGUCAAGUCCGCUCCUCGGCUAGCAACCCAACCCAAAAAUGAAAGGCCCCAUGGCUUGCCCGAGCAUCGUCAUUUUAGCCGGAUUCAGCACACGCAAACGCACACCUCUCCUCGGGCGCCUCUGUCCCGAUCCAUCAGCACGGUCAGCACAGGUUCGCGGAGCAGUACAAGGACAAGUACGAGCAGUAAUUCAUCCGAACAAAGACUUCUAGGAUCAUCUUCGGGGCCAGUUGCUGAUGGGAUAGUCCGAAUGCAGCCCAAGUCUGAGCUCAAGUCAAGUGAGCUGAAGCCGCUGAGCAAGGAAGACUUGGGAGCGCACAGCUACAGGUGCGAGGACUGUGGAAAGUGUAAGUGUAAGGAGUGCACUUAUCCGAGGACCCUCCCAUCGUGUUGGAUCUGUGACAAGCAGUGUCUUUGCUCAGCCCAGAACGUGGUCGAUUACGGGACUUGCGUUUGCUGCGUGAAGGGCCUCUUCUAUCACUGCUCUAACGAUGACGAGGACAACUGCGCUGACAACCCCUGCUCCUGCAGUCAGUCGCACUGCUGCACUAGAUGGUCGGCCAUGGGUGUGGUGUCCCUCUUUCUGCCUUGCUUGUGGUGUUACCUACCAGCCAAGGGUUGCCUUAAGUUGUGCCAGGGCUGUUACGACCGGGUAAAUCGGCCUGGGUGCCGCUGUAAACACUCCAACACCGUCUGCUGCAAAGUUCCCAGAAACUUUGAAAAGCCAACAUAGCAUCACUAGUCAGAAGUACUAAAGUAACAAGGAUUAUUUUAACGUACAUAUGCAACCAACUAAGCAGCUAUGGUCUUGGCACUGUAGUAGAAGGGUUGGGGAUACACUUUGCUGUUUGCAGUGAAAUGCUUUUCUGUGUGUGUGCCAUCUUAACUGAUACGCUUGUUAGAAUCCAGCUAGCGAGAUACAGGGAAGAAAAAAAAGAAAAAGGGAUGCAGUACAUUGUGACCCACAUAUUGCAUAAGCUAAAGCAACACAGACACUCCUAGGCAACUCUAUUGUUUGUGAAUAGUACUUGCAAAAUUUGUAAAUUAGCAAAUGACUCCUUUUUUUCAUUGUUUUCUGCCAGAGAUAAUGUGCUAUAUUUUUGUAUAUACAAUAAUAUUUUCAACUGUGAAAAGUUAAGUGGUGCCAUAAGACAUGGCACAGUCACAAAAUAUUAUACUAAUAUGUUGUACAUUCGGAAGAAUGUGAAUCAAUCAGUAUGUUUUUAGAUUGUAUUUUGUCUUAUGGAAACCUUCUAUUACAAGACUCUGAUUUCCCUUUGGACUUCAUGUAUAUUGUACAGUUACAGUAAAAUUCAGCCUUUAUUUUCUAAUUUUUUCAACAUAUUGUUUAGUGUAAAGAAUAUUUAUUUGAAGUUUUAUUAUUUUAUAAAAAGAAAUAUUUAUUUUAAGAGGCAUCUUACAAAUGUCACCCCUUUUUAUGAGGACGUCAUAGUUGCUGCAAAUAAGGGGUGAACGAUGCAUAUGUUCACUAUAAAAUAGAAAAUAUAUUAACGUUUGAAAUUAAA